Molecule: messenger RNA, 681 nt
Organism: Uncinocarpus reesii 1704
Lineage: Eukaryota; Fungi; Ascomycota; Eurotiomycetes; Onygenales; Onygenaceae
Exons: 2
Coding region: 1-681 (226 amino acids)
Biological process (GO): mitochondrial respiratory chain complex IV assembly
Cellular component (GO): mitochondrial inner membrane
Source: RefSeq, a predicted model, not a curated record
AUGAAGAUACUCACCAAGGAACAGGAGGAUGCACACUACAACGCCGUCCUCAAAGGCGGCUCUGUCGGUGGUGUACUGGGCCUGGCGGCAGGGUAUGCCUCUGUGGCCCUCGCCUCCCGCCGCUGGGCCACCAUUCGCAACCUCACGCUCCCCAUGAAGGCCUUCCUCGUCACCUCCGCCGGCAGUUUCGCCGCCGUCAUCGCGGCCGACGUCAGCUCGCGAGACUUUGAUUACAGCGUGCACCAGGAGAAGCGGCUGAUGAGCGAGCGACAGGCGCGCAUGCGUCAGGAGGAGCGGUCGAAGAUGACGACCAUGGAGCGGGUGCUGGACACGGCGCGCAAGGAGAAAUACAAGAUUAUCGGCCUGACGUGGGCGGCGAGCAUGAUCGGCUCGUUCGCGUUGGUGGGGCGCAAUCCGUACCUGUCGCCGCAGCAGAAGAUUGUGCAGGCUCGUGUGUACGCGCAGGGCUUGACGUUGGCUGUGAUGUGUGCCACGGCAGCGUUUGAGAUUAGCGACCAGCGCAAGGGUCAGGGUGUUUUGGACUCCUUGAAGGCGAAGAAGGAGAGAGAGGCGAGGGAGGCUAGCAAGGUCAAAGAUGGGGAUGACUUGUGGAAGGAUAUGGUUGAUGCGGAAGAGGAUCGGAUCAAGCGCAGGGAAGAAAAGGCCAAAGCUGGACAUUGA